AUGCGAAGUUAUUUUGUCAUUUUUGUCGCACGACCACGAGCUGCAGCAUGGCAUGUAAAUCAUGAUCAUGCCCUCGUGGUUAGGUUUUCCCAUUCUUACCUAAUAAUGGUUCGUGAUGGUAAAGCCAACAUUUUCAACUUUAGUGACCGCCUAUGCUUACACGGCUAUCCAAAGAUACACCCUGCCGCCUCCCUCAGUCAAAUGAAAUCCAUGCGCCGUCACAUAGUACCUGACGAGGUAGAAGAAGCGCUCGGGUGGAUGCAUCAGGAGCAUGAGCUACCAAGAUUUUAUCACUUUUGUUUACGACCACAAAAGCAUUCGGUAAUUCUUCCCGGAUCUACGAAUUUGCCAUUGCCUUUACAUUCUGCCAGAUCCAGCUGGUAAACAUGUCAGGGCGCCAACGCUAAUAAGAAGAACUUCUUCUCACUCAAGAAGACGAGCGUCCGUUUCUAUUUUUGCUGCGCCGUUUGUAUAAUCAUACACAAGCGGCAUGGCCAUCCCCAUCGCCAUGGCGAGGGGAGCGCUGGCAAUAGAAGUGGAUCUUCUGCUAGCUCGUGGGGCAAAUUUUGAAACGAAAAGCCCGAAGUGGAUCCACAGUCGGCGCGUCGACUGUGAAAGAUAAAGAUUGAGCAUUUCUGAUGUAAGCAAAAG
Molecule: messenger RNA, 651 nt
Organism: Amoebophrya sp. A120
Lineage: Eukaryota; Dinophyceae; Syndiniales; Amoebophryaceae
Source: the annotation of a GenBank genome assembly